Penicillium concentricum is the source of this 1278-nucleotide messenger RNA. Its product is annotated as TRAM1-like protein. Gene Ontology annotation, molecular function: sphingosine N-acyltransferase activity. Gene Ontology annotation, biological process: ceramide biosynthetic process. The transcript has 2 exons. The record is from RefSeq and is a predicted model, not a curated record. Gene Ontology annotation, cellular component: membrane. Lineage: Eukaryota; Fungi; Ascomycota; Eurotiomycetes; Eurotiales; Aspergillaceae. The coding region runs from base 1 to 1278 and encodes 425 amino acids.
AUGCCAAUCAAACAAUACGCCCUUAGGCGCAGGAAUAUCAAUGGCUCAGCGCAGCCCGAGACAAUCGGAAACAGUCAAGCGAGCCCGUUAAGCCUGUUAAAUUCAACAAACCCUACCUCGAGCCCUGAAAAGUCGUUCUCUCUCCUCCGUCGCUGUAAGCGCUUCGCGGGUAAGCGCACCUGGACGAUUCCACUAGCUCUCGUGUUGGCCUUCCUCUCACUAUACGCACUCAAUCCGACCGAGUCAAACCCAAUCUCUCAUUUCAUAUUCCUCUCUUACAAAGCCGAAUCUGCGAAUGGCGACCCAAAUGCCCCCACGCAGUAUGGCAAAGGCCUGUGGGACAUAGCAUUCGUGUCAUUCUACGUAAUCGUGCUAUCCUUCACGCGCGAAUUCAUUAUGCAAGAAAUUCUACGCCCUCUGGCAGCUUCGCGCAUCAGGUCCCGGGGAAAACAGGCCCGCUUCAUGGAGCAGGCGUACUCUACGAUCUACUUUGGGUUGCUCGGUCCUGUGGGGUUGUACGUCAUGCGCCAGACCCCCGUUUGGUACUUCAACACGCGUGGCAUGUACGAACUCUUCCCGCAUAGGACCCAUGCGGCCGAGUUCAAGUUUUACUACUUGUUUGAGGCGGCUUAUUGGGCGCAGCAGGCUAUCGUUAUGCUGUUGGGGAUGGAGAAGCGUCGGAAGGACUUUAUGGAGCUUGUUGCGCAUCAUAUUGUGACACUGGCUCUUAUUGCGCUUAGCUAUCGCUUUCACUUCACGUAUAUGGGCAUUGCUGUGUAUAUCACGCAUGAUAUUAGUGAUUUCUUCCUUGCCGUUUCCAAAUCUCUUCAUUACAUCGCACCGGACAUAAUGAUCCCCUUCUACGCAGCCUCGAUCGGCGCUUGGGUAUAUCUCCGCCAUGUACUCAAUCUUCGAAUUCUUUAUUCCCUUCUAACAGAGUUCCGAACUGUCGGGCCCUACGAGCUCAACUGGGAGACUCAACAGUACAAGUGCUGGAUCUCAAACGUGAUCACCUUCGGGCUUCUAGCUGUACUCCAAGGUCUCAAUCUUUUCUGGCUGUACUGUCUGUUGCGAAGCGCUUUCAAGUUUCUCGCGACGGGUGAGAAGAAGGACGAUCGUUCUGAGCCGGACGAGUCUGAAAUUGAGCAAGAUGAAUGCAAGGUUGUUGGGGGCAAUAAUGACUAUGCUUCGUUGAAUGGCAAUGCAUCACCCAGUGGGAAGUUCCAGCAUGUCACUGAUAGUGUUAAUAUCGCUGUUAAGGCUCAUGGGGCUCGCUAA